Molecule: messenger RNA, 3567 nt
Organism: Bombyx mandarina (wild silkworm)
Lineage: Eukaryota; Metazoa; Arthropoda; Insecta; Lepidoptera; Bombycidae
Gene: Hrd3
Product: HMG-coA reductase degradation 3
Biological process (GO): ERAD pathway
Cellular component (GO): endoplasmic reticulum membrane
Molecular function (GO): protein binding
Source: RefSeq, a predicted model, not a curated record
CCUUUAAAUUUAUUUUAAAGAAGAGUUGAGAAUAUAGACUUGCAUGUAAAUUAUUGAUAAAUUAAUUGGCCUUUUACUUUAAAUAUACACGUGUAAAUCUAUAAGUGGUCACGGAAACUUUCCUUUUAUUCGCCGGUUAACGUUAAAACAAAACAUAAACAAGUGCUUGGGACACGUAAGUGCUGUGAGUGUUAUUAUUAUUUAUUCGAACCGAAAAUAUGGACCGCUACAAACUAUUAGUGCUUGUUCUGUGUUUUUCGUUGACGACUACCGACCCCGUUGGACCCGAAUCACGAAGGGACUCCGAGAAAAACGAAGAAGAUGAUGUCUCGAAUGAAGUUGAAGAAACGAAAGGGAAACCCGAUUCAGAGUACAUCAAAGAACUGACUGAUGCUAUGAAUAAAGAGAUAUUGACGUUACAGGAGUAUGCUGAUGCUAUGAAGAGUCAGUCGUCAAAAGAUGAAACAAAUAAAGAAUCACACUUAGAACAAAUGGCAUACACUUUAAAGCUCUUACAGAAAAGUCUUAAGAAGCACUCUGAACCAACUUGGCUUCCUAACCAAAAAGCAGAACUGUCUGUAAAUGAGAAACCACUAGAGGAGAACCCACAGGAUAUUCUGAACAGUCUACCACCAUUACCAGAGGAGACAGAACCAGAAUUAACUCCCGAAUUAAAAGAAGCCAAAGAAUUGUAUGAUGCUGCAGUAGCAAAACUAGAUCGUCGAACUUUGGAUGUCGAUGCUUCCAUCCUUCAGAUCAAGCAGGCAGCCGAAGUCGGAUAUGUGCCGGCUAAGAUCAAGCUAGCCUGGUCAUACCUCUAUGGGGAGGGGGUCGAAAUAGAUUUCGAAAAAGCUAAGAGCAUAUUUGAAGAGCUGGCAGCCGAAGGGAAUGCUGAUGCCCAUGCGGGCAUGGGCUUCUUAUACGCAACAGGCAUCGGAGUCCCAGUGUCGCAGGCAAAAGCCGUGGUGCAUUACACUAUUGGUGCGAUAGGUGAUAGCUCGUACGCACAGAUGGCGCUGGCGUAUCGAUACUGGAGCGGUCACACGGUGCAGAGCUCAUGUCCGAAAGCAAUGGAUCUAUACAUGAAGGUGGCUGCCAAAGUGGCAAGUAAAAUGACAUUGAACGGAGGCCCGGCCAUACAUCGCACGCGGCUCAUCGACGAGGUGGAGGGCGGCGGCGGAGCCCUAGACACGGAUCUCAUCGAGUACUACCAGCUCCUCGCCGAGAAGGGUGAUGUACAAGCACAGGUGGGUCUGGGGCAGUUACACUUCCAAGGAGGUCGCGGCGUGACCCUGGACAUCAACAAAGCGUAUCACUACUUCCAACAGGCGGCCAAGACGGGAAAUGCUGUGGCGCACGCCUUCCUUGGAAAGAUUUAUUUAGAAGGCGGAGACGGCAUAGUGGCAGACAACGACACGGCAUUCAAGUACUUCAAGAAGGCGGCUGAACUGAACAACCCUGUGGGCCAAAGCGGACUAGGGUUGAUGUAUUUACAGGGCCGCGGCGUUCCCAAGGACACGACGGCCGCGUUCAAGUACUUCACGAUGGCCGCCAACCAGGGCUGGGUCGAGGGGCAGUUCCAUCUGGGCUUCAUGUACUUCGGGGGCAUCGGCGUGCGGCGCGACUUUAAGCAGGCCAACAAGUACUUCUCCCACGCGUCCCAGUCCGGCCACGUGCUGGCGCUGCACCAGCUCGCGCUCAUGCACGCUCACGGGCUCGGCGUGCUCAAGUCCUGCACCACGGCCGUAGAGCUGCUGAAGAGCGUGUGCGAGCGCGGGCGGUGGGGCGCGCGGCUGCAGGCGGCGCACGGCGCGUGGCGCGCGCACUCCCCGCACCGCGCCUUCCUGCAGUACGCCGCGCUGGCCGAGCGGGGCUACGAGGUCGCGCAGACCAACGCCGCCUACCUGCUCGACAACGGCGACGUCCGGCUGUUCCCGGAGGCGGAGCGCCACGUCCGCGCGCUGCAGCUGUGGGGCCGCGCCGCCACGCAGGGAUGCAGCGCCGCCAGGGUCAAGCUCGGGGACUACCACUACUACGGGCUCGGGACCCCACAGGAUUUGGAAGCGGCCGCUCAUCAUUACAGGAUAGCAUCAGAGCAGCUGCACAACGCGCAGGCUACCUUCAACCUGGGUUACAUGCACGAGCGCGGCUUGGGACUAGCCAAGGACGCGCACCUCGCCAAGCGGUGCUACGACCUCGCCGCCGACACCGCGCCCGACGCCCGCCUCCCCGCCGCCCUCGCCCUCGCCGCCCUGCACACGCGCCUCGCGCUGCAGGACCUCGCCACUUACGUAUUGCAGAGUCCACUCGCGAUGAUCUUCAUAACCGGAGACGAGUCCGCUCUCCUGUACAACUGGGACCUGUACGUGAUCACCACACUGCUCGGGAUGCUGGGAGUGGUCAUGUACAUGAGGAGACCACAGCAGCAACAGCAGCAGCAGCAGGCCGCGAAUUAAAUCGAUUCCAUCAGUGAUAUCGUCAUGAAAAUUGUGUUCGAUUAUACUACCAAUCUUUAAUACACCAUAAACUUUAUUUCAUUCAUUUUUAUUUACCUAAUGGUAAUAAUAAAAAAAUGUUUUCACUAAUGGAAAUAAAAAUGAAAAUAAACACAAAUCAUAUCUCGUCAUCAUAGACGGUAAAUACUUUGUUGAGAUCGUGCGAAUAAUCGAUUCGUAUAAAAUAUCGAUAAACAUCGAUUAAAUGUCGAACAGACCGCACUAGUACAAUUUUGAAAUACCGAUCGUUGACUCCAUUUAUUUAUUGUUCUAUAGAAAACUGUUAAAAUCGAUUUGCAAUUUAUAAAGUUUCUAUUCGUUUGUUUAGUAGUUGUCUUAUUCUUUGUUGAAGCGAUAAUUUUUGUUUUGUUUAUUGUAAUCAUAAAAUUACAUCUCACACGAAUGAUUUUUUGAUUGAUUGAUGAAUUGUUUUUUUUUUUUUUGUAACGGUAUUUUUGUGUUAUUACGUUGUUAAAAUCAAUUCAGUAAUAUUAUAAAGUGCCGUAAGUAUUAAGUAUGUCUGCUCGCCCGCCAUAAAACCAUAAGGCGCUUUUCUUAAAUGGUUCGGUAAAAUGUAAAAAUACAGGGUGUUAUUUUUUUUUCAAAUUAAGUGGCGCGUUGUGUUUUGCCAUCUAAAUCAUUUUCAAUUACAAUAACCAUAAAUGCUGCAAAGUUAUUCAGUCAGAUUUAAAACCUUAAUAAAUAAAUAUAGCCCUUGUAGGCAGACGAGCGCACGGCACACCUGAUGGCGAGUGGUCACCGUCGCUUAUAGAAUUUCAAAUAUUUAAAAAAAAGAUUAUUUUUAUGCACACCAAAGCUAUUUUCGAAUUAAGCUUAAAUAAUAGUUUUUAUAAUUUUGUAUUUGAUAAAUUUCACGGACAUUUGAUUAGACUUUAUAAAGAAAGUUCAUUAUCACGUUAAUUCAUUUCAAAUUUCAAUAUCAAAAAAUUUGGUUCACAUUCGGCAAAUUCAUUGCUCUGGUUGUAUGUAGAUCGAUUGUAUAUAAAUGACAAAUAUGUGAUCAUAAUGAAUAGUAAAUAGGGAAAGAUAUUAAUAUAAUGUUGAUUGAAAA